ACAAGUUCUAGGCCUGUAGGCUAUUCCACUAAAAGCACAAUUUUAAAAUUGAUACCGAAAGUGGGCGGGUACUUGUGAAAAACUAUGGGGAAAUUCUCAAAUGCCAGCUGUCAAGCGAGACAAAAAUAACUAAAUUACUUGGAAAAAGUCAAUAUAACUCUGCACCUAACUGUAGCACAGUCGCUGUUGCUGAAUCGUUGCGGCAAUAAACGGAGCUGUACAGAGGAGCAGACCGACAACAUCCGGGCAAUACUCAGCUCGCGCAGAAACGGAAUGGCGGAGGUGUGUAAAAAGCUCCUGAAGAUGAGCGUGGAGGUUGUGGACUAGUGGAGAGUGGAUGAGGUACUGUGAUGAAGGCCCUCAGCAGGAGAAGCAGAUGUCUCAACAGGCCUUAGAGGAGUUGGAGGAGAACUUUCGGCCCAUAAAGAUGGCAACGCAGUCCCACACAGCCAGCGAGCUUCCUUUGGAGGAGCUGCUGGCGCUGUACGGCUACGCAGUGCCAGAUCCAGAGAAGGAGACCUGUCACAUGGCUGCCAGACUGCCAGACAUGACACUGGACAAGGAUCAGAUAACUGAGGAUCUUUUUCCUGGGGAAGAGGAAGAAGAAUCGUCAGCUGAUGAUCUCACCCCCUCAGUCACUUCAAAUACCUCCGAUCUACUCCGCCGCCUCCAAGGUGGAGACAAAGACCCACUAGUCUGCUCUUCAGAUGAGGAGUCCGACGAUGCCUCUGUUCCCUCCAAUGAAGAACACAAGGAGAUCAUGGUUGGUUCUAUGUACCAGGCAAAAAUACCUCCACUCGGUCCAUAUACCAACCAGGAGAGAGCUUACAGCAGUGAGGACCAGUUGCUGUGGAGGCCAGGUGUUCUGCCGUUGCAGGAAGUGGAAGAGUUCUUGCUGUAUGCACAGAAACCACGUGGCCAGGAGGGAACAGCAUGUAUGCAGACACAAGGCGACACUGUCCAAGACAACGAACAGGCACUGUAUGAACUAGUGAAAUGCAACUUCAAUGCAGAAGAAGCACUGAGACGAUUACGCUUCAAUGUGAAAGUGUUCAGUGAAGAGCUGUGUGCCUGGAGUGAGGAGGAGUGUAGGAACUUUGAGCAUGGCUAUCGAGUUUACGGGAAAAACUUCCACCUCAUUCAGGCUAAUAAGGUACGAACACGCUCGGUUGGGGAGUGUGUGGAGUAUUACUACAUGUGGAAGAAGUCCGACCGUCACGAGUACUUUACCCAGCAGGCCACCAGGCUCAGUCGCAGGAAAUACAACCUGCAAUCAGGGAGCAUGGAGGAUGGAGACCAGGACGGGGAGGUUGGGGAACUAGAGGGAAGUAACAAUUCUUCAGGCUUGUCUCACAGCUCCAUGGGCACUGGGCAGCUGGAGUCCCCGUUACCACCACAGUCGAGCCUGGACCUGGACAAGCAAGGUGGGGAGCUGAUGAUGGGGCUGUCAGACCUGGGUGGUAACGGAUGUCCUCAGCAGCUGUUUGGCUGUCCCUUCUCUCUCUCGCCCGUGGACGACCUGCGGGAUCCUGGCUCAGGCAAUUGUCAGAGUUGUCCCUCAGCUCCAGUUCAGCUCCAGUCCCAGCCCUCCCCCCAGAGCUGCCAGUGGGCUGACGGGAGCCCUCCGUUUUGCCAUGAUGACCAUCACCUCCCAGGCUCCUGCUUCUACCAGCUACACAUGUGUGGUGGACCUUUUGUAUCCGAGAGCCCUGACUGCGGUACAGCGGGCGGUGGGACCGGCUCCCCCCAUGGGCUGCAGGUGGAAUUUAGCCUGUCUCCGUCUGCCUCACCUCCCUCAUCUGCUGUCCUCCCGUCACACUUCCAGGCAUUUGGCAGUCUUCUGCACCCACUCCCGUCCAGCAUCCCCGCUCUCUCACACAGUGAAGGGACAUGGGAAAAUCAGAACUUAGUGGUAGUCUCCAUGGUUUGCCCUGUGUCGAGAUCUUUGAUCUGUUUUGGUAUUUCCACCGGGCUUGAGGAAACCAGGACAAAAAGUGCAUUUACCUAACUUUGUGGAAAAGGAUGGACCUGCAACCAGUCUGUCUGAACCCUUGUUUUAAACGGAGACACUUGAACUCUCUAUCCAUUGUAGAGUGAUGCGUGUUAAUCACCACUUUUAGGUGUUUGUUACCACAACCUGCACCAGGGCAAUGCUAUUGAUUCACUAUAAUUAAUACAUACUUGCCGGUGAUGAGAGUUGUUGUGACCACCAUGUAAACAAACCAGAAACAUGUGGCUAGCAGUCCCAUUUUCUUUCUAAAAACAGAUCAGGAUGGAAAUGUUUGACUGCCGAGUUCUCCCAGCUUCUUCCAGCAAGAGCCAAUCGUGUUUUAUUAAGCAUGUUGCUCAACACUUUUGCCGCUGCAGCCUUUUGAGGUCUGUCUCUGGAGAGUACCACAGUAAAAUCUGUCCCUUCAAAAAAUACAGAAUGCACCCUCUGUGAUUGGCUCACCCCUUUUUAGUUCCACUGACUGCAUCUGUUUUAUUUGCACAGCCUCCUCCACUCCACCUGUCUUAAGAAUUUUGUUAAAAUAUGCUGAAACUAAAUAACGUUUUCGAAGGUUGAGAUUUGAGCACAGUCUGCGAAGGGAGCACAUUAUUUGGAAGGUUUUAGUUUUGCUUUUGUGGGACUUUUCAUCCUUGUUUUUCAUUUUCAAGAUUUACGCAGAAAUUUAUAAAGGUGCAGUGCUUUGUCAUCAUUUCUGGUCACAGUUUUUAACAUGUUGGAUAUUUAGUACAAUUAAAUGCCUGUUUGUCCCAUUCCCAUGGCCCCAUCAAGUUGUCAAACUGUCAGAUUCCUUUUGAGAAUAACAAACUUUAUGCUUUAAAUGAAUCAGCGCAGGUAUUAUUAUGUAGUUCAAACAUACACUUUCAUAUAUCAAAGGAUUCUUCCAGUUCAAGAUUGAGAAAACCCGUUUAAUUUAAUCUUCAAAUGAAUGAGAAUUAUGUAUUUAUUGUAAUCAUAUGUGUGAUUGCAGUGAAUAUUUCUUGAUUAUUUAAAAUGAUGUACCCCAGAAUAAAUGGGUGAACGUUAAGAUGCCUCUUACUAUGAACAAUUGCAUACAUUUUUAGUCUUUUCAUAAAAUAAUGUACCGAUUUUGUGUAUUCCUUCAUACAUAUGUGGUAAUUUCUUUUAUGUGUCAGUAUAUUUUAGUCAUACUGUCUCUAAAGAGGUAAUUGGAGGGAAGAAAAGGAUUCAGCCCCACGUUCUUCCUUCCAUCUGUUGUCCUAUUUAUUCCUUGUUUCUGUCUGUAAAUGGAAGCACUUCCUGUAAUCUCUGUUAAAAGCCCAGCCAGUUCCAGAUCAAUGUUUUUGUUUUGACUGUUUACAUGAGGGAGGUUAAGGACAAGACCAUGAAGACAGGAAAAGGCGCUGAAUCACUGCCUUUUGUUAAUUCUUUAUUUUUACUUUCAUUUUUAGCAAUUUAUAUAUUGUACUGCUUCUGUUAUGUUUGUUUAUAAUUAUUAUAUUUUGUAAAAGGAAACAAUUAAAAUGAACAUGGGCGAAAUA
Molecule: messenger RNA, 3510 nt
Organism: Micropterus dolomieu (smallmouth bass)
Lineage: Eukaryota; Metazoa; Chordata; Actinopteri; Centrarchiformes; Centrarchidae
Gene: mier2
Product: mesoderm induction early response 1, family member 2
Biological process (GO): negative regulation of transcription by RNA polymerase II
Cellular component (GO): nucleoplasm
Molecular function (GO): histone deacetylase binding; transcription corepressor activity
Source: RefSeq, a predicted model, not a curated record